Polyodon spathula (Mississippi paddlefish) is the source of this 1512-nucleotide messenger RNA. RefSeq names its product retinol dehydrogenase 12-like. Bases 106 to 1098 code for a protein of 330 amino acids. The record is from RefSeq and is a predicted model, not a curated record. NCBI's taxonomy places the organism in Eukaryota, Metazoa, Chordata, Actinopteri, Acipenseriformes, Polyodontidae. The transcript is spliced from 6 exons.
UUACUAGUCCAGUCCCGCUCCGCCUCUGAGCAGGUAUUCCCAUUAGGAAGCUGGCGCCCGCUGCAGUCAGAUAAGGCUUUCAGCUGAGCGUCCCUGAAGCAGCAGAUGGUAAUGGAGUGGUGGUGGACUGGCGUGCUCUGUCACCCGGGCUGGGUGGUCAGCACCGUGGUUCUGGGGCUCGUUGUGAGAAUGCAGAGGAAGGGGUCCUGGAACCCGCGAGCCUGCCCCGUGGAUCUCACCGGCAAAACUGCUAUCGUUACCGGAGCUAACACAGGCAUCGGGAAGUUCAUCGCUCUGGAUUUGGCUCGCAGGAAGGCGCGGGUGAUCCUGGCGUGCCGCAGUCAGGAGCGAGGCCAGGCCGCACUGGAAGAGAUCCGCAGGAAAUCACACAACAGCAACGUGCACCUGCAGCUUGUCGACACCAGCUCCCUGCGCUCCGUCAGAGACUUCGCACACAGAAUCAACAAGGAGGAGAAGCGACUGGACAUACUGGUCAACAACGCAGGGGCCUCCGGACUACCUAAAGCCAUGACCUCAGAGGGACUGGAGCUCUCCUUCGCCACCAAUCACCUCGGACCCUUCCUACUGACGCACCUGCUGCUGGAUCUCAUAAAGCGCUCCGCCCCCGCCCGCAUUGUCAACGUGUCCUCAGCCAAUCAUUGGCGAGGGGUGGUGGACUUCUCGCACUUCCACGGAGAGAACCUGACCUACCGGCUGGACAGCGUGUACAAUCACACCAAGCUACACAACAUCCUGUGCACCAGUGAGCUUGCCCGCAGACUGCAGGGCACAGGAGUGACUGCUAACUCCCUGCACCCGGGUGUGGUGAUGACAGAGGUGAUGAGACAUUAUAACUGGCUCAUACGAGCGCUCUUCAAUAUCGUGGGUUUCUUCUUCAUGAAGUCCUCUGAGGAGGGAGCAGUGAGCUCUAUAUACUGCGCGGUGUCGGAGGACGUGGAGGGGGUCACUGGGAAGUACUUCGACAGUGACUGCUCCCUGGUCCUGCCCGCACCCUUGGCCAGGGACCCUGCCCUCGCCAGGAAAGACUGGGAGGUGUGCAAGAGGCUAACCGGGCUCUCCGGAGGAAAGGACCAAUGAGCACUCAGCUCAUCACAGCUGAGACACACACACACAAACUCACGCCAGUCCUGCACCCAGUGAUUUUAUAUUCAUGAUAAUAGUUUGUAUUCAUGUUAAUGUUUUAUAUUCAGGUUAAUAUUUUAUAUUCAUGUUACCCUCACAGAUUGAUCUCUGCAGCGGUGACUGACAAGACUGGUAUAGCAUAAGACAUGAGGUAUUAGCGAUCAUCCCAUUUCCUUAAAGAUAUCAACUCCUUUACAGUGCACUAAACGUUCUUGUGAUAAGGAAGUGACCCCAACGCUCCCCAAUCAGGAAAGCCGUAGCAAAAUGUCGCAAAUAACAUUGAAUCAGCUACGUUGGUCAGUAAAACAUUGAAUCCUUUUGUAUGGAGAAUCUCAGUAGCUAAGGCUCAUGGUUCAUCAACUGAUUCAG